GUUUUCACGUGCUAACGAGAGAAAAUUUGAAAAAAAAUGGGACGUAAGAGACCUGCCGAAAAAAGUCUUCACAAAACCGAAGGGAAAAAGUCCAAGAAAAAACAAAAUAAGAAAGACACACCAAUUCUAAAAAAGGAAAAAAAACUUGAUUUGAUCCAAGAUAGUGACAGUGAUGAACAGGAUGAAAUUUUUGAAAAGUUGAAAGAUGGAGGUGAUGAAAAUGAUUCACCCAACCAUAGUGACGAUGAUGAUGUUGGUGAUUUACCCACUGACAGUAAAGAUGAUGAAGAAGAUGGUGGCGAACACAUGGAUGAUGAUGAAGAAGAUAUGGAUGGUAAUGAUGAGCCAUUAGAUGAGUUUGAUGAUGAUAGUGAUGACGAUGAUGAUGAAGAAGAGGAAGUAGAUAGUGAUAAUGAAGAGCUUUUGCCAAUUGAGAGAAAGGCGAGAAAGUUGUUGCAGCAUCAGCAGGAAAACAAGAGGCAGGCUGAUGAGUCAUUGAUAACAAAUAUUGUCUCUGAAACCUCUGAUAAUAUCAUCCAGUGUGGCAACGAAAUUGUCAACGCUAAUGCCACCAGUUUAGUGGCAGUGAAGCAGAGGAUGAUUGAGACAAAGGAAAUUCUAAGUGAUUUUAAAAACAAAAGAGAGCCAGGAAAAAAGAGGAAAGAAUACAUUGAGCAGUUGAUAAGGGAUCUCUGUUUUUGCUAUGGAUACAAUGAGUUUCUCAUGGUCAAGUUGUUUGAUCUGUUCCCAGAUGAGAUUGUUGAAUAUCUUGAGGCAGCCAACAUGCCCAGGCCAGAAACCAUUAGAACCAACACUCUAAAAACUAGAAGGAGAGAUCUUGCUAAAGCUUUGAUCAGCAGAGGUGUCAACGUGGAUCAGGUGACGUGGUCCAAAGUUGGCCUCAUAGUAUCUGACAUCAAACGAACGAAGGAUCAACAUGUUACUAUAGGAGCCACACCCGAGUACCUGGCCGGCCACUACAUGCUGCAAGGGGCCUCAAGUUUCCUACCAUGCAUGUCACUUGCACCACAAGAGAAUGAGUUGGUCCUCGACAUGGCUGCGGCUCCUGGUGGCAAGUCCACACACCUUGCACAACUGAUGAAGAACACAGGAUGCUUAGUGGUGAACGACGCAAACAAGGAGCGUGUGAAGGCAGUCGUUGGCAACUUGCACAGGAUGGGCGUCGUCAAUUCUGUUAUCAGUAACGUCGAUGGCAGAAAGUUACCAAAGAUGAUGACAGGAUUUGAUAGAGUUCUCCUGGAUGCACCAUGCACAGGUACAGGAGUUGUAUCCAAACAUCCCAGUGUUAAAGUUUCAAAGGAUGAGAAGGAUGUACAGAGGUGCAGUCAUCUGCAGAGAGAUCUGUUGCUAGCCGCGAUUGACUGCUGCAAUGCCAAGUCAUCAACUGGCGGAUACAUCGUAUACUCAACGUGCUCUGUCUUGGUUGAAGAGAACGAGGCAGUUGUGAAUUUCGCAUUAAAAAAACGUUCCGUGAAAAUAGUCGAGACAGGGCUGAAUUUUGGAACAAAUGGAAUUGUCAAUUUUAAAGGGAACAGAUUCCACCCAUCCGUCGGUCUCUGCAAACGUUUCUACCCACAUACACAUAACUUAGAUGGAUUUUUUGUCUGCAAACUCAAAAAAUAUUCCAACAAACUUCCAGUUAAAAAAACUGAUGAAGAUGACGACGAAAAGGUGACGAAAAAGAUGGUGAAGAAACAAAAAAUUAAUUUAUCUGUUAACUGAUUUGAAUUAUAAAAUUUAUUCACUAUUUUAUUAUAAAUAUAAUGUAAAAAUUUGUUUUAAUGGAAUGUAUAUUGAUUAGUAUAAAUAAAAAAA
Helobdella robusta is the source of this 1836-nucleotide messenger RNA. RefSeq lists its product as hypothetical. Gene Ontology annotation, cellular component: nucleolus. Bases 37 to 1743 code for a protein of 568 amino acids. The record is from RefSeq and is a predicted model, not a curated record. The transcript is spliced from 14 exons. NCBI's taxonomy places the organism in Eukaryota, Metazoa, Annelida, Clitellata, Rhynchobdellida, Glossiphoniidae. Gene Ontology annotation, molecular function: RNA binding; rRNA (cytosine-C5-)-methyltransferase activity. Gene Ontology annotation, biological process: maturation of LSU-rRNA; rRNA base methylation.